CUCCCCUCCUUUCCCUCCUCCUCCAUCCAAAAAGAGGAGAAAGGAGGUUGGCUUGUUAACUUUAUGUGCUCGUUUCUCCCGACACGCAGUCAUUCCCCCCUGACUGGGACGCACACUCGGUGGGCUGACACGUUCCUCAGCGGCACGCAGAAGUGGAGGAGCGGCGGCUGGAUGUCAGAGGACCCCUGGGAAGCACCGCAACCACCCCUUAAUGUGAUGAACAAAUAGCACUUUUCUUUGCAUCUUCGGGAUAAACUGACGCGCAGAGGGAGAAAAACACUCUUCAUUCGAUUUUUUUUUGGAAAUUGGGAUUAAUAUCUUAUUUCUAUCCAGGUGUUCACAUCUAAGAUGUUGCCACAUUGCUCCCCUCUGCUGUUGCUGUGCGUGGCCCAGCUGCUCUCCCUCUCCUCUGCUUUGCCCUUCGAGCAGAAAGGCUUCUGGGACUUUGCCUUGGACAGUAUUGACAGUGGUGGGACGAUGAUGGUGAUGAGGGAUCAGGAAGAAGGUUCAGCCAUAGAGGAGAUCCCCCCUCCCGACAUACCCAUGUGCCCCUUCGGCUGCCACUGCCAGCUCAGGGUCGUCCAGUGCUCUGACCUCGGUUUGACGGAUGUGCCAAAGAAUAUUCCUCCAGAGACCAAGCUCCUGGACCUGCAGAACAACCGUAUCACUGAGCUAAAAGAGAAUGACUUUAAAGGCCUUACUAACUUAUAUGCUCUGUCAGUGAGGAAUAACUUGAUCUCUAAAGUCCAUCCCAAAACAUUUGCCCCUAUGAAGCACCUGCAGAAGCUCUACUUUUCAAAGAAUCUGCUGACCACAAUCCCCAAAAACUUGCCUGCCUCCCUGGUUGAGUUGAGGAUCCAUGAGAACCGCAUCAAGAAAGUGGCAGCUGGAACCUUCUCAGGACUGGGCAACAUGCACUGCAUAGAAAUGGGAGCAAACCCCAUCCAGAACAGCGGUUUUGAGCCUGGAGCAUUUAAAGGGCUGAAACUAAAUUAUCUGCGUAUAUCAGAGGCCAAAUUAACUGGGGUGCCAAAAGAUCUCCCAGAGAGUCUCCACGAGCUUCACUUGGACCACAAUCAGAUCCAGGCAGUGGAAUUAGAGGACCUGAGCCGCUACAAAAACAUCUACAGACUGGGACUUGGCUUUAACCAUAUUCGCAACAUAGAGAAUGGCAGCCUGUCAUAUCUACCCAGUCUAAGAGAACUACACCUGGACAACAACCGCCUCACACGUGUUCCCCAAGGCCUUCCAAACAUGAAAUACCUACAAGUGGUGUACCUCCAUUCCAACAACAUCAGCCAGGUGACUGUAGAUGCCUUCUGCCCUCGAGGAUUUGGGAUGAAGAGGACUUUCUACAAUGGCAUCAGCCUCUUUAAUAACCCUGUGAAUUACUGGGAAGUGCAGCCGGCUACAUUCCGCUGUGUCAGCGACCGGUUUGCCAUUCAGUUUGGAAACUACAAAAAGUAAAAAUAAGGAGAUGCUGGGAGAUGGAAAGAGUGAGGGGUGAAAGGUGAUGAAGAGAAGGGGUAAGAGCAAAUAAUUUAAACAACGAGGAAAAACUUGAGUGAUGGUGUUAAGGGAGUUUCAUUAAUUUUAUUAUUGUAUUUGUAGAGAGGAUAAGUGAUGGAGAAGAUGAGCAAAAACUUAUGGAAUAGAAAAAGAAGUGGGGGAAAAAAAAAGAGUACAAUCCCAUGACUUGAAGUGAGUGGACAGCAAAACCACUGCAGCACUGCAUCUGGGUUUUUGCAUAUUUCUAAAUAAACAUUUUGAAAGCUUUACCAUCUGAAACAGAUGAAAAAGAGGAGAAUGUUUUUCCCCGAGCCUACAUCAAUGAAAAACAAAUACUGAAAACUUGUGAAGCAUUUCAUUCAAUUAUUUUCCUUUCACAUUGGUUCUUCUUGUCAUAGAAGUCAUUUUUCUAACACUUUGCUUAAGAUAUGAGUAAACUAUAGGAAAGCAGUGCAUUUUUGUUUUUUUUAUACAUAUAUUAAGGUGCUCUAUGAUUUCCUGUGCGUGUUCAUUUCUUUGAUAUACCCUGUUUCUUUGGUCUAUGAUUAGGCAACAGGUAGUCAAAGAACUGUUGGAAUUUUUUUUUUCUAACAUCAACAGAUGCAAAAUAACACAAAAAAGUACAAAAUUCCCUUUAAGUUUGUUGUGAUUUAAUUGAUUAAAAGAAAGAAAGGUGUCCAAUAAACACACUUUAUCAAAGCUAUUUUCUUAUUGAUUGAUCUCUUAAGUCUAUUCUUUACCUGUAGUUCAUAUUAGAUAUCUGACUGAUACAUUAAUACAGUAUUAAAUGAGAAAUGGAGGCAGUUAGGUCUCCCUCACACAGAAGAAUCACACAUCAGCAUCUCUUUGAGAAAAUGAAGGCAGUGUUUUCAAAGAGUGCUACAAAUAAUAGUAGUGUUGAUGCAUUGUUUUGCACAGGUUUUAUUUUUUUUUUGUUUUGUUACGCUUUAUCUGCUUCAGGGUACAGAAUUUGGAGUUUAGAGGGUGGAAGAUACCUUUAUGACAUUGGUAGAUGUACGUUGAACUAGGUGUUAUGUCUUGUUUCUGUUCUGUAAUCUGACAACCUACUGCUGCAUGUGAAUAAAGACAUUUUUGGCCUGCUG
Melanotaenia boesemani (Boeseman's rainbowfish) is the source of this 2612-nucleotide messenger RNA. RefSeq names its product biglycan b (gene bgnb). The record is from RefSeq and is a predicted model, not a curated record. The transcript has 8 exons. Gene Ontology annotation, molecular function: protein binding. Bases 349 to 1467 code for a protein of 372 amino acids. Lineage: Eukaryota; Metazoa; Chordata; Actinopteri; Atheriniformes; Melanotaeniidae.